AGAUAUUUGAGACAUCGUUUCACCUAUUGGAAGCGACAUGGUGUACCCGGUUAUAAUUAUGUUGACCUUAGGGCAAUUGGCAAACCUGCCCAUAAAUACGAUGUAGAAGUGUUUAAAAAGUUUGGGCGAAUAUUUGGUGGUUAUACAUUUACGGGAAAAAUAAUCGUGAUCAACGAACCCGAUUUGCUCCGAGACAUCAUGGUCAAAGAUUUUCACAUAUUCCCCGACCACCUAGGUUUCCAUAUGGGCACAACUAAAAUGGACAAAAGCCUAUUUUUUAUGCCCGGCGACGAUGACUGGAAACGUGUGCGCUCUAUACUGUCCCCUGUGUUUACAUCGGGUAAACUCAGGGCAAUGAUGGCACACAUCGACAAUAUUUCAGAUAGAUUUAUUGACAAUUUGGUUCAAUUAAAGAAACAAGGUGGGCCAAUAGAUAUGCGCAAACAUGUCGGUGCGUUCGCGAUGGACGUGAUCUCGCGCUGCGGGUACGGCAUUGACGUCGAGUCCAUUAAUAAUCCCAAUCAUCCCAUUGUCAUAAAUGCCCGCAACAUAUUGAGCACUGACGCAAAAAUAGGCGCCGUAUUGUCGGGAAUGUUCCCGGCGUUGGCCAAACUGGUUGGAGCCGAACCCUUUGAUAUUGACUCAUGUAGAUACUUUGAUGAAUUA
This is a messenger RNA of Medioppia subpectinata, 666 nucleotides long. NCBI's taxonomy places the organism in Eukaryota, Metazoa, Arthropoda, Arachnida, Sarcoptiformes, Oppiidae. The record is from the annotation of a GenBank genome assembly.